This is a messenger RNA of Budorcas taxicolor (takin), 444 nucleotides long. RefSeq names its product TINCR ubiquitin domain containing (gene TINCR). The record is from RefSeq and is a predicted model, not a curated record. The transcript has 2 exons. Gene Ontology annotation, molecular function: protein binding. NCBI's taxonomy places the organism in Eukaryota, Metazoa, Chordata, Mammalia, Artiodactyla, Bovidae. Bases 1 to 444 code for a protein of 147 amino acids.
AUGGAGGGGCUGCGGCGGGGCCUAUCUCGCUGGAAGCGCUACCACAUCAAGGUGCACCUGGCGGACGAGGCGCUGCUGCUGCCGCUCACUGUGCGGCCGCGGGACACGCUCAGCGACCUGCGCGCCCAGCUCGUGGGCCAGGGAGUGAGCUCCUGGAAGCGCACCUUCUACUAUAACGCGCGGCGGCUGGACGACCACCAGACGGUGCGCGAAGUGCGCCUACAGGACGGCUCGGUGCUGCUGCUCGUCAGCGACCCCAGGUGGCCGGGGGCUGGGGCGGCGACCUGGGAACUGGGGCGGGGGCCUGGGGGCGGGGGUCAGGUGGCCCUGGCUGGAGUUCCGGGUAACCUGGGUUGGAGGACGCGGAACCAUGGCCAAGGGGACCAAAGGUGCUGGCUGAAGGAGCAGGCUGGGAUGGGGAGGGAAAUCUCCUGGGAGCCUUGA